AUGACCGAGACAAAAAUGCAACUAGAAGACUGGCUGGAUGACUUAUGUGUCCGCUUCAUCAUCAACCUACCUCAUGAAGAGCUCGAAUCAGUAGAGCGGAUCUGCUUUCAGGUCGAGGAAGCGCAAUGGUUCUACGAAGAUUUCAUUCGCCCUCUUGACCCCGCCCUUCCUUCGCUCUCCCUGAAGGCCUUCGCGCUGCGCAUCUUUCAACACUGCCCUCUUAUGUCGCAAUGGUCGCAUUACCACCACAUCACUGCGUUUUCGGAGUUCUUGGCCUACAAGACUCGUGUCCCAGUACGCGGGGCUAUCAUGCUUAAUCAGGAUAUGGAUGAAGUAGUUCUAGUAAAGGGCUGGAAAAAGGGCGCCAAUUGGAGCUUUCCUCGCGGCAAGAUCAACAAAGGCGAGAAGGAUCUGGACUGUGCUAUUCGUGAGGUGUACGAAGAAACUGGCUUUGGCAUACGUGAGGCCAAUCUGGUGCAAGACGACGACUCGGUCAAGCAUAUCGAAAUUACGAUGCGGGAGCAACAUAUGCGACUUUACGUGUUCCGUGGUGUUCCCCGUGAUGCUCAUUUCGAGCCUCGUACGCGGAAGGAAAUCAGUAAGAUUGAAUGGUACAAGCUCUCAGAGCUCCCAACUCUCAGGAAAAACAAACAAGAUGAAGGGACGGCAGUGACUAAUGCAAACAAAUUCUACAUGGUCGCCCCCUUCCUGCACCCGCUGAAGAAGUGGAUCGCGCAACAGAAAAAAUUGGACGCCAAGGCUCAAGCAGGCAAUCCUCACUCGCAUAACGAAGGAUACACCUUGGAUGAUACAAGCUACGGUAGCAACGGUGUCGCAGCUCAGCAGCAGAAUCCUGGGGCGGCUGUCCCAAGUGAUCUUCCGGAGGUCACCUCGACACAGGAUGCUUCAUCUCAUCUCAAACAACUUUUAAAGAUUGGGGGAGGCCACUCUGCGCCGGUACAGGUGCCAUCUCCACAGUUUGACCAACCUGUUGAAUCUGCCAGGGUUGAUCAGUCGAAGUCGAAUGCAUUGCUUACCUUGCUGAGACAAGGCUCAAGUGUUCCCGCCCCUCGGGUGCAUAAGCUGUCUGGACCAUCGCCACACGCACAGUCACCGGGUGUGCCGCAAGCUUCAACCCAAGCAACUCAUUUGGCUCCAAAUUUCUUUCCCGGUUUCCCUCAGCAGCAUCACCAAACAGCGCCAUUGAUUCCGUCGCCGCAGACAUUGACGCCUCAAUCCUACAACGCGGUCCCUCAUCACUCUAUGCAAUCUUCUGCACAUGUGACGGCGCAUCCUCAGUAUCCCCCUAUCGCUCAGAAUGAGUUGUCGGCCUCUCCUUCGCUGCAGAGAGCCCCCCAAUCUCAUGCCCAGAACUUUUCCAAUACAUACUCUCCGGCUCCGCCCAGUGCUCCUGCGCCCGCACCUUUCCAGCGUACAGGUGACCCUCAGUUCUCCCAGCACGCUCACCCUUCUCAAGCGUCUGGUGCGGCGAUUCCACCGGCAAACAAGCUGCCACCUCCGAAACUUACAAAUCACUCGCGUGCAUUGCUGGGGUUUUUCAAAGGAGACGCUUCCAAGACCCCCAACAGUCCCCAUGCCGCCACUCUAGCCAUUCCAGCUUCAGGAGCCAGUCAGACCAUUAAGACUUCUCCGCACCAGAACGGCUUGCUGGAUCUCUUCAAGGGGGGUCAGCAAAAGGCACCUACUCCUUCACCUGUGGAACUAUCCGGUCACCCAGUCCCCUCUUCCAUUCCCUCAAAACCGAAUACUGAAAUUCAGAUUCUCCAGCGAAACAAUUCACAGCAAGUUUCUGAUAAGAACAGUGGACCGCAGGCGAACAAGGCCGGCCAGAUGGCAGCUACAGUAUCAGGGCCUGUGAGCACUCCCCAGUUUGAAGCUAGUUCGAAGGCAGCGCCCAAGAAGACGAAUGGCUCAAGUCGCAAGAACAAUCAAAGCCGACAACAAGCAUCAGCACAGCCGCUGUCCUCGCCAAUCACGAUUCUGUCGCGUCCACAGACUGCCAAACGCGAUGCAUCUGCCACGAGACACAACUUACAAACUGUCCAGCCGGCGCAGAACUCUCCUAUCCAGCCACGAGCUCCAGAGCCGGUGAAGCCCUUCCAGCCUCAGAUCCUGCGACGUUCAGAGAAGACUGGCUAUGAGAACCUGCUCACGAACGCGAUGGGGCCGGGCAGUGCAGGCCGCAAACCCAGCUUGCCUGAUUCAUCGCCUCAGCGUCCUGAAUUGGCACCUCAAAGCAGCUUCAACCGACGCCCCAGCCAAACUUCUGCUCAAAAAGAGGCACUUUUAUCUCUUUUUGGGAAGGCGCCUGCCUCUCCCUCUCCAAUCUCCGCUGCGCAAGAAUACCAGGCUACCAUGGCAAACCAACCGUCAUUUGCAGCGUCCGGUUUGGUGAGCCCGCUCUCAUCCCUUCAUCUCCCCACUAAUGGGGAUUCUCCCUCCCGCCGUGGAACACCCUCUGAGAAUGACAUGACCCCCAAUCGCAUUGCAUCACCGAGUAACAAGGCGUUCCUUCUUGGGUAUUUGCAGGAUGUUGCCAAGGGCAACAAAUGA
Molecule: messenger RNA, 2574 nt
Organism: Penicillium chermesinum
Lineage: Eukaryota; Fungi; Ascomycota; Eurotiomycetes; Eurotiales; Aspergillaceae
Product: decapping enzyme complex catalytic subunit DCP2
Exons: 2
Coding region: 1-2574 (857 amino acids)
Biological process (GO): nuclear-transcribed mRNA catabolic process, nonsense-mediated decay; deadenylation-dependent decapping of nuclear-transcribed mRNA
Cellular component (GO): P-body; cytoplasm
Molecular function (GO): 5'-(N(7)-methylguanosine 5'-triphospho)-[mRNA] hydrolase activity; RNA binding; manganese ion binding
Source: RefSeq, a predicted model, not a curated record